GGGAAAUCGAGGUUAUAUAUCCCAUCUCUGCUAUAGUGCAAUACUGUACAUCUGACGCUGUCCCUUGGAAUCAGUGUGGUUUUUCCCUGUAACGGUGUGCAAUAGCAAACAUCUUGAGCCUCCAACUACAUCUGCUGUCUGUCAGCUAUAACCUAAUCGAGUAACUAUGGGUGAUGCUGAGAUGGCAGUGUUUGGGGCCGCAGCCUCUUACCUGAGGAAGUCUGGAAAAGAGCGUCUUGAGGCACAAACUAAAAUUUUCGACUUAAAGAAAGAAUGUUUUGUGCCAGAUCCCUUGGAGGAGUUUGUUAAGGCCACCAUCACAAGUCGAGAGGGUGACAAAGUCACCGUAGAGACACAGGGAGGAAAGACCGUCAUUGUCAAAGAUAGUGAUAUUAUGCAACAGAAUCCCCCCAAAUUUGACAAAAUUGAAGAUAUGGCAAUGCUGACAUUUCUUCACGAGCCUGCUGUGCUGUUUAACCUCAAAGAGCGUUAUGCAGCAUGGAUGAUUUAUACCUACUCAGGGCUGUUCUGUGUCACUGUCAACCCCUACAAGGGUCUGCCUGUGUACAAUCAGGAGGUAGUUACAGCCUACAGAGGCAAGAAGAGGAGUGAAGCUCCUCCACACAUCUAUUCCAUCUCUGAUAAUGCUUACCAGUACUUGUUGUCAGACCGAGAAAACCAGUCUAUUCUUAUUACUGGAGAGUCUGGUGCUGGGAAGACUGUAAACACUAAAAGAGUCAUUCAGUACUUUGCCAGCAUUGCAGCAAGUGGAGGGAAGAAGGACACAACCUCUCAGAACAAGGGAACCCUGGAGGAUCAAAUUAUCCAGGCUAACCCUGCCUUGGAGGCUUUUGGCAAUGCAAAGACCAUCAGAAAUGACAACUCCUCAAGAUUUGGAAAAUUUAUUCGAAUUCACUUUGAUACAAGGGGGAAACUGGCGUCUGCUGACAUUGAAACAUAUCUCUUGGAGAAGUCUCGUGUGACCUUUCAGUUAAAGGCUGAGAGAGACUAUCACAUCUUCUAUCAAAUCUUAUCCAACAAAAGACCUGAGAUCCUUGAGAUGAUGCUAGUGACAGCAAACCCCUAUGACUACGCAUUCAUCUCUCAGGGAGAGACCACAGUUGCUUCCAUUGAUGAUGCUGAAGAGUUAAUGGCAACUGAUAGUGCCUUUGAUAUAUUGGGGUUCACACAAGAUGAAAAGAACUCUGUGUACAAGUUGACUGGAGCCAUUAUGCAUUUUGGCAACAUGAAGUUCAAGCAGAAGCAGCGUGAGGAACAAGCAGAAGCUGACGGAACUGAAGAUGCAGACAAAGCAGCAUAUCUCAUGGGUCUGAACUCUGCUGACCUCAUUAAAGGUCUGUGCCAUCCAAGGGUCAAAGUAGGAAAUGAGUGGGUGACCAAAGGACAGAGUGUUCAGCAGGUCAACUACUCUAUUGGUGCCUUAUCGAAAUCAGUGUAUGAGAAAAUGUUCCUCUGGAUGGUGGUGAGAAUCAACCAGUCUCUGGAGACAAAGCAGCCCCGUCAAUACUUCAUUGGAGUAUUGGAUAUUGCCGGCUUUGAGAUCUUUGAUUUCAACACCUUUGAGCAACUCUGCAUCAACUUCACCAAUGAGAAACUGCAACAGUUUUUCAACCACCACAUGUUUGUGCUUGAACAAGAGGAGUAUAAGAAAGAAGGAAUUGAAUGGGUGUUCAUUGACUUUGGCAUGGACUUGCAGGCCUGCAUUGAUCUCAUUGAGAAACCCAUGGGUAUCAUGUCCAUCCUUGAAGAGGAGUGCAUGUUUCCCAAAGCCAGUGAUACAACCUUUAAAGCAAAGCUUUAUGACAACCACCUUGGGAAGUCAAACAAUUUUCAGAAACCCAGGAUUGUGAAGGGCAAGCCAGAGGCUCACUUUGCCCUGGUUCACUAUGCUGGUACAGUUGACUACAAUAUUAACAACUGGCUAGUAAAGAAUAAAGACCCUCUGAAUGAAACCGUGGUUGGAUUGUACCAGAAGUCCUCGCUGAAGUUGAUGGCUCAUCUGUUUGCCAGCUAUGCAAAUACAGAGUCAGCCAUGUCUGACAGUUCCAGUGGGAAAAAAGAAAAGAAGAAGAAAGGAUCAUCGUUCCAGACAGUGUCUGCACUUCACAGGGAGAAUCUCAAUAAACUUAUGACAAACCUGAGAUCAACACAUCCACACUUUGUACGGUGCAUCAUUCCUAACGAGACAAAGACUCCUGGGGCGAUGGAGAACCCUCUAGUCAUGCACCAGCUACGCUGUAACGGUGUACUGGAAGGUAUCAGGAUUUGCAGAAAGGGAUUCCCCAAUAGAAUCCUGUAUGGCGAUUUCAAACAGAGAUAUCGCAUCUUAAACCCUGUAGCUAUCCCAGAUGGACAGUUCAUAGACAGCAAGAAAGGAGCAGAGAAACUGCUGAGUUCUCUUGACAUAGAUCACCAGCAGUAUAGGUUUGGGCAUACCAAAGUAUUUUUUAAGGCUGGUCUUCUAGGUCAGCUGGAAGAGAUGAGAGAUGAGCGUCUAUCAAAAAUAAUCACUGGAAUUCAAGCUAGAUCUCGUGGUCUUCUUGCAAGAAUUGAGUACCAGAAGAUGGUAGAACGCAGGGAUGCCUUGCUUGUGAUUCAGUGGAAUGUGCGUGCAUUCAUGGGUGUCAAGAAUUGGCCCUGGAUGAAACUCUUCUUUAAAAUCAAACCAUUACUGAGAUCUGCUGAAUCAGAGAAGGAAAUGGCCAAUAUGAAAGAUGAGUUCUUAAAACUCAAGGAAGCUUUUGCUAAGUCCGAGGCUCGUAAAAAAGAACUUGAGGAGAAAAUGGUGACUCUUCUUCAAGAAAAGAAUGACCUCCAACUUCAAGUGCAAUCGGAACAAGAUAAUCUGUGUGAUGCUGAAGAGAGGUGUGAAGGUCUGAUUAAAAAUAAGAUUCACAUGGAGGCUAAAAUCAAAGAGUUCACUGAGCGACUUGAUGAUGAGGAGGAGAUGAAUGCAGAACUGACAGCUAAGAAGAGAAAGCUGGAGGAUGAGUGUUCUGAGCUGAAGAAGGAUAUUGAUGAUCUGGAGCUGACUCUGGCUAAAGUGGAGAAAGAGAAGCAUGCUACUGAGAACAAGGUGAAGAACCUGACAGAGGAAAUGGCAGCCUUGGAUGAUAUCAUUGCCAAGCUGACAAAAGAGAAAAAGGCCCUGCAAGAAGCUCAUCAGCAGACACUGGACGACCUGCAGAGUGAGGAGGACAAAGUCAACACCCUCACCAAGGCGAAAGCAAAGCUAGAACAGCAAGUGGAUGAUCUGGAGGGAUCUCUAGAGCAAGAAAAGAAGAUCCGUAUGGACCUAGAAAGAGCUAAGAGAAAACUUGAGGGAGAUUUAAAGUUAACCCAAGAGAGCGUAAUGGACUUAGAGAAUGACAAGCAACAACUGGAGGAACGACUUAAGAAAAAAGACUUUGAAAUCACUCAGCUCAACAGUAAAAUUGAAGAUGAACAGAACAUAAUUAUACAACUGCAAAAGAAACUAAAGGAGCUACAGGCUCGUGUUGAAGAGCUGGUGGAAGAGCUUGAGGCAGAAAGAGCUGCCAGAGCAAAGGUGGAGAAACAAAGAGCAGAUUUAGCUAGAGAGCUGGAGGAGAUCAGUGAGAGACUGGAGGAGGCUGGAGGAGCUACAGCUGUUCAAAUUGAGAUGAACAAGAAACGGGAGGCUGAGUUUCAGAAACUUCGCAGAGACCUUGAAGAGGCCACUCUGCAGCAUGAAGCCACUGCUGCCACACUAAGGAAGAAACAGGCAGACAGUGUGGCUGAACUGGGAGAGCAAAUAGACAAUCUGCAGAGAGUCAAGCAAAAACUGGAAAAAGAGAAGAGUGAAUAUAGGCUGGAGCUGGAUGAUGUGGUCUCCAGCAUGGAACAUAUUGUCAAGUCCAAGACUAAUAUAGAGAAAGUUAACAGGACUCUUGAAGAUCAAAUGAAUGAAUACCGCAACAAGUAUGAGGAAAACCAAAGGGCCCUCAAUGACUUUACAACCCAGAAAGCAAAGCUUCAGGCAGAUAAUGAUGACUUUGCAAGACAAUUAGAAGAAAAGGAAUCAUUAAUCUCUCAGCUGUCAAGGGGUAAGAGCUUCUUCAGUCAACAACUCGAGGACCUGAAAAGGCAGCUAGAUGAGGAAAUGAAGGCAAAGAAUGCCCUUGCCCAUGCACUGCAGUCUGCCCGUCAUGACACCGAUCUGCUCCGAGAGCAGUAUGAGGAGGAGCAGGAAGCCAAAGCAGAGCUCCAGCGUAGCAUGUCCAAAGCCAAUUCUGAGGUGGCUCAGUGGAGAACCAAGUAUGAAACUGAUGCCAUCCAGAGAACUGAAGAACUGGAGGAAGCCAAAAAGAAACUGACUCAACGUUUGCAGGAGGCUGAAGAGGCCGUUGAAGCAGUAAAUGCUAAAUGUUCUUCUCUUGAAAAGACUAAACACAGACUUCAGAAUGAAAUUGAAGAUUUGAUGGUGGAUGUGGAGAGAUCCAACACAGCUGCUGCAGCUUUAGACAAGAAGCAAAGAAACUUUGAUAAGGUUUUGUCUGAGUGGAAGCAAAAGUAUGAGGAGUCUCAGUGUGAACUGGAGAGCUCUCAGAAGGAGGCCAGAUCUCUUGGCACAGAACUUUUCAAGCUCAAGAACUCUUAUGAGGAAUCAUUGGAUCAUCUUGAGACCCUCAGUAGAGAGAACAAGAUUCUGCAAGAGGAGAUCUCUGAUCUGACUGAACAGCUUGGAGAGGGUGGAAAGACAAUCCAUGAGUUGGAGAAGGUCCGUAAGCAGCUGGAACAAGGAAAGGCUGAGAUACAAGCUGCAUUGGAGGAAGCAGAGGGUUCUUUGGAGCAUGAGGAGGGUAAAAUACUGAGGGCCCAGCUAGAAUUUAACCAAAUAAAGGCUGACAUUGAGCGCAAGCUGACUGAGAAAGAUGAGGAAAUGGAGCAGUCAAAGAGGAACAUGCAAAGGAACAUAGAUACCUUGCAUAGUGCUUUGGAGUCUGAAACUCGAAGCAGGAAUGAGGCUUUCAGGAUAAAGAAGAAAAUGGAAGGAGAUCUGAAUGAAAUGGAGAUCCAGCUGAGCCAGGCUAACAGACAGGCAGCCGAAGCUCAGAAACAACUUAAGUCUGUCCAGGCCCAUCUGAAAGACUCCCAACUUCAGCUGGACGACUCCCUUCGAAGCAAUGAUGAUCUAAAAGAGAACAUUGCCAUUGUAGAGAGACGUAAUGCCUUGCUUCAGGCAGAACUGGAGGAGAUUAGAGCUGUUCUGGAACAAACAGAGCGAGGCCGCAAACUUGCUGAACAAGAGCUGUUGGAUGUAACAGAAAGAGUACAGCUUCUGCAUUCUCAGAACACUAGCCUCCUGAACCAGAAGAAGAAGCUGGAGGCUGAUGCAUCCCAGCUUCAGAGUGAAGUGGAAGAGGCAGUGCAAGAAUGCAGGAAUGCAGAGGAAAAGGCCAAAAAGGCCAUCACUGAUGCUGCCAUGAUGGCAGAGGAGUUGAAGAAGGAGCAGGAUACCAGUGCUCACCUGGAGCGUAUGAAGAAGAACAUGGAGCAGACCAUUAAGGACCUGCAACACCGCCUGGAUGAAGCAGAACAAAUUGCAAUGAAGGGAGGGAAAAAACAAGUUCAAAAGCUUGAGACUAGGGUAAGAGAGCUGGAAUGUGAAGUUGAGGUUGAACAGAAGAGAAGCAGUGAAUCUGUGAAAGGAAUCCUCAAAUAUGAACGACGCAUCAAGGAACUUACAUAUCAGACUGAAGAGGACCGUAAAAACAUUGCCCGUCUUCAGGAUUUGGUCGACAAGCUGCAAUUAAAAGUCAAAGCUUACAAAAGAGCUGCAGAUGAGGCUGAAGAACAGGCAAACACUCAUCUUAGCAAAUUCCGCAAACUGCAACAUGAACUAGAUGAGGCAGAGGAAAGGGCUGAUAUUGCAGAAACUCAAGUGAACAAACUACGUUCCAAAAGUCGUGAUAUGGGGCCAAAGAAAGGGUUUGACGAAGAGUGAAGUUGACAUCCCUUGUUCUUGCUUUACAGCAUUGCAUAUUCUCUUUACACUUUUGGGUUCCCUCACCAACAUGAAAUAAAAUCACUUUGCAUCUAGUCUACUGUCUUGUGAGUUUCAUAGCGACUGCUGUUAAUUUUACUUGGUCCAAUCUAUGUAAUGUCAUAUAGGCUACUGGUAGUAGGCAGUGCUAUUAGGUAUACCUAACUAAAUGCUCUCCUGAGAAUUAAAGUUCACUAAAAAAUG
Xyrauchen texanus (razorback sucker) is the source of this 6229-nucleotide messenger RNA. Its product is annotated as myosin-7-like. Bases 167 to 5986 code for a protein of 1939 amino acids. Gene Ontology annotation, molecular function: ATP binding; actin filament binding; cytoskeletal motor activity. Lineage: Eukaryota; Metazoa; Chordata; Actinopteri; Cypriniformes; Catostomidae. Gene Ontology annotation, cellular component: myosin complex. The record is from RefSeq and is a predicted model, not a curated record. The transcript has 39 exons.